AUGUCAUUAUCGCUUAUUUUGCUAAUCAAUUCUUAUCUACAGAAUCCUCAAGAUCUGGAAAAUUUUGGUCAAGUACUUUAUUUUCCUAAUAUUACUGUUGAUGGAAAAACUUACGGUUACUUUAGUCAUUUAUACUUUCCAUAUCUUAUGCAAGUAGCUUAUCGUUCACCGCUUGUUGCUGUACAAUUUGCAAGUCCUAAACGUCAUGUCCUUUUAAUGGUACGCUGUGAAUUAUUUAAUGUACGUAAUCCUGGUGAUCCAAUGGAUUUUGAAAUUUUAGUAGAUUGA
Schistosoma curassoni is the source of this 288-nucleotide messenger RNA. The record is from the annotation of a GenBank genome assembly. Lineage: Eukaryota; Metazoa; Platyhelminthes; Trematoda; Strigeidida; Schistosomatidae.